UUCAUCGCGGCGGAUCUCAAAGCAAACAAGUGUUGUGCGGAAAUUAAAUUCGUAAUUUUAGACUUAAAUUCACUUCCAAAAAUGGUUAUUUAAGUGUCGGUUUAUCGAAGAGUUAUAAGUGCGAGAUAGGGAACAGUUGCAGCGGUCAGGCAGACUGCGAAAAGUUUGCUUUAAUCUAAUUAACUACUAAUUAUGUAAGUUGGAAGGACUUUCUGGUGUCGGCGUAGGAAGAACCUAAACAUUACAGCAGCAAAAUGCUUCCCCGGAUCUGCAUAAAAUUCCGCAUCAAAUAUGUGAUCUCGCUGAUCGUGAUGCUGCUGGUGCUGGAAUAUUUUGGCGCGUUCACGCACAUGUUCGAGGCGGACUUCGAGCGGACGUUCACCUACCCGAUGGAGGGCGACAUCCUGUCCAAUGUGUACCAGUUGCGUCACGGCCAACGGCCGGCUGUGGAGCCGAUCAACGGGUACAACUAUACGUACAUUACGGAUUGUCAGCACAAGUGCAAGGAGGACGACCGAAUGAUUGCGCCGCGGUUGGUGCUUGUGGUCAAAUCGGCCAUGGAACACUUUGAUCGGCGGGUGGCAAUUCGGAAAUCUUGGGGCUGGGAAAAGCGUUUCUCGGAUGUGAAGAUUCGGACAAUUUUCGUGCUGGGUCGGCCAGCCAAUGCGGAUCGUCGGCUGCAGUCGUUGAUCGAUCUGGAGUAUGCGAAUUAUCGGGACAUUGUUCAAGGAGAUUUUGUUGAUUCCUACUUCAACAAUACAAUCAAGACGAUGAUGGGCUUCCGGUGGGCCGUCAGUUACUGCCCCCGGGCCAAGUUCUACAUGUUUGCGGACGAUGAUUUCUACAUCUCGUCGAAGAAUUUGCUCAAGUACGUUCGCAACCCGGUGAACUAUCCAGAAUAUCUGGAGGAGACGGAUGAAGCACUGAGAAAGCUGGCGCGAAGGCUGAGUCAAACGACCAGCAAUAACAACAGCUCGGUCGUAGAGGAACCAGAAGCGCAGAAAAACGUAAGCCAUCCACGGGCCAAACGGCAGAUAUUGAACAUGGAUAUGGAGCUGCCGCGGGACGUGAAGCUGUUCUCCGGGUUUGUGUUCCGAUCGGCGCCUCACCGACACCGGAGCAGCAAGUGGUACGUCUCGCUGGAGGAAUAUCCGUGGGACAUGUGGCCAACGUAUGUUACGGCAGGGGCAUUUUUGCUGUCGCACGAAGCCCUAUUUGAGAUGUACUACGUCAGCAUGUACACCAAACAUUUUAGAUUCGACGACAUCUACCUGGGCAUCGUCGCCCUCAAGGCCGGAAUUGAACCACUGCAUUCGGAGGAAUUCUACUUCCACAAGGCUCCAUUUUUAGGCCCACAGAGCUACAAGUAUGU
Molecule: messenger RNA, 1372 nt
Organism: Aedes albopictus (Asian tiger mosquito)
Lineage: Eukaryota; Metazoa; Arthropoda; Insecta; Diptera; Culicidae
Product: beta-1,3-galactosyltransferase brn
Cellular component (GO): Golgi membrane
Molecular function (GO): hexosyltransferase activity; UDP-glycosyltransferase activity
Source: RefSeq, a predicted model, not a curated record